CCCCCGCCCUCCCAGGCCCCGUGCCCCGCGCCCGGGCCCCGGCGAUGGUGACACAUGCGGCGGCGGCGCGCCGGCGGCAGGACCAUGGUUGAGCACGCCAGCAAGUUCGUGCUGGUGGUGGCGGGCUCGGUGUGCUUCAUGCUCAUCCUGUACCAGUACGCGGGCCCGGGGCUGAGCCUGGGCGCGCCCGGCGGCCGCGCGCCGCCCGACGACCUGGACCUGUUCCCCACGCCUGACCCGCACUACGAGAAAAAGUACUACUUCCCGGUGCGCGAGCUGGAGCGCUCGCUUCGCUUCGACAUGAAGGGCGACGACGUGAUCGUCUUCCUGCACAUCCAGAAGACGGGCGGCACCACCUUCGGCCGCCACCUCGUGCAGAACGUGCGCCUCGAGGUGCCCUGCGACUGCCGGCCGGGCCAGAAGAAGUGCACCUGCUACCGGCCCAACCGCCGCGAGACAUGGCUCUUCUCCCGCUUCUCCACGGGCUGGAGCUGCGGGCUGCACGCCGACUGGACCGAGCUCACCAACUGCGUGCCUGGCGUGCUGGACCGCCGCGACCCCGCCGCGCUGCGCACCCCGAGGAAGUUCUACUAUAUCACCCUGCUGCGAGACCCUGUGUCCCGCUACCUGAGCGAGUGGCGGCACGUGCAGCGGGGCGCCACCUGGAAGACCUCGCUGCACAUGUGUGACGGGCGCACGCCCACACCGGAAGAGCUGCCGCCCUGCUACGAGGGCACGGACUGGUCAGGCUGCACGCUGCAGGAGUUCAUGGACUGUCCCUACAACCUGGCCAACAACCGCCAGGUGCGCAUGCUGGCUGACCUGAGCCUGGUGGGCUGCUACAACCUGUCCUUCAUCCCUGAGGGCAAGCGGGCCCAGCUGCUGCUGGAGAGCGCCAAGAAGAACCUCCGCGGCAUGGCCUUCUUCGGCCUGACCGAGUUCCAGCGCAAGACGCAGUACCUGUUCGAGCGGACGUUCAACCUCAAGUUCAUCCGACCCUUCAUGCAGUACAACAGCACCCGGGCGGGCGGCGUGGAGGUGGACGAGGACACCAUCCGGCGCAUCGAGGAGCUCAACGACCUGGACAUGCAGCUGUAUGACUACGCCAAGGACCUCUUCCAGCAGCGCUACCAGUACAAGCGGCAGCUGGAGCGCAGGGAGCAGCGCCUGCGGAGCCGCGAGGAGCGCCUGCGGAGCCGCGCCAAGGAGGCGCUGCCGCGGGAGGACGCUGAGGAGCCCGGCCGCGUGCCCACCGAGGACUACAUGAGCCACAUCAUCGAGAAGUGGUAGUGGCGGUCACUGCCGCGAGGAGGCCCCUGGGGGUGGAGCAGGGAAGCAGGACAGACGGAUCCACACGCAGACGGGGCUCCCCCAAGACUGGCCGGGAGGGCGUCCCAGACCUGCUCCGCAGGAAGCAGACGCAUCCUAACAGUGGGGCGGGGCUGGGGCCGGGAGUCCUGCUGUUUCUCCCAGGCCAGGGGUCUGGGUCAGAGCAAAGCGAGCUUGAGGGAGGCCCUGGGCAGGGUGGGCCUGUGGGCCAGAGGCGUCCCUGUUCUGGUCCCCACGUCCCUAGCACGACAGCUGAAGGUCUGAAGAGACAGACAGUGGGGAGUGGCCUGCCCCCAGGAGCACGUCCCUCACCAGCUAUGCACACGGCACACGCUCAGCCCCUCUGCCCUGCCGGGAGGGUGAGAGACCAGCCCGGCGACUGGCCUGGGCCCUGGGAGCUCCCAGCUCAGCCACCUGCUUCAAGGUCAGGGAGUCCAGCCCCCAGAAAGCCCACUCCCCUCUCUGGCCCAUGGUCAGAACCUGCAUUCCAAUUUCAUGCUCCAGGUCAAGGGCCAAAGCAGACCUCCGGGCCCCGCAAUCCUCAGACUGGGGGUGGCUAUGAGGGGCAGGCCCCAUGCUGCCUACCCCCAUCCAUGGCCAGAGUGGUGGGCCAGGCACAAGAGGCUGUAGCCAGGGAUGCUGCCACCUGUGCCCGAGCAUGAGUAUCCGGCUGGCCUUUAGGGGUGACCACCCAGGCAGGCCAGGCUCAGACGGUGGGGGGGGAGACGCAGGGGGAGGAACAGAGAGCUCCAGCUGCCCCCUUCUCCUUUCCAACCUCUGGAACUUGUCAGCAGGCUCCUCCAGCCCCCAACCCCAUUACUGGGACAUUUGUCCAAGGGCUUAGAUCCCACUGCUCCUGUGGCCCCGUGUAUGAAAGUACAAUCCAGCUUCCGUUGUCCGGACCCUGGGACCACAGCUGCUGCCCAUGAGCCAUGCCCGGGGCCAUGGUGGUCAGGGAAGGGGGCACAGGCUUUCAGAUUCUCAGCUAGGGUUGGAAGAAGUGGCCUCCCUGGUACCCGGGCACUCAGCCCUCCGCACCUACCUGUCCUUGCAUUCCUACCCAGCCCCUAAGGCUGGCAGCUCUGUCCCCAGCAGCACCGCAGGCCGGCAGUGGCCCUACCAGAAGCCAUGUCACAUAUCCAUUGUAAGCUCUUGCACAGUUCCCCGUCCCCCGUGCACCCUAGGAGGGCAGGCUGGUGUCUUCUCUGGUGGGCCCACACCCAGGCAACAAGUGCCCCAGGCUCUCCAGAGAACAGGUGCAUGUGCCCAGGGGCUGCAGGCCAUCUGACCGGGGGGUGAGUGUUGCAGCUUCGGCGGAUCAGAUGGACCCGCGAAGGAAGAUGAGAUCAGAUGUGAUCAGAUGAGGCUGCUACUCAGGAGGAAGCGGCUUUCAUCGUGGCUUGUCUGGCAUAAGGGCCCUCCCCUGGGCUUCCUACACUGGCCAUUUCGCCUUGGGGUAGGGCAGUCAACAGGCCAGGUGGGCACUGUGCCAGCCCAUCCCAGAGCCACCUCCAGGCGGGUGUGUCACACUAAGUAGGCGAGUGCCAAGGUGAUUUAGUAGUGUAGUUCUUUAAAGGGAGGGCAGAGUCAGUGUUGGGGGACCUGCCCUGGCACUUGUCAUUUGGGGUAAGUGCACUCCUGGGAGGAGGGUGGGGCAUGUUCAGGGGAGCCUGGUGUCUUGCAUAAGCUACAUUGGAUGCCGUGGCUUCCCGUUAGGAGGUAGGCACCCAGCUGGUGGCCUGGCUCAAGAGGGCCCUCCUCACCAUGGGCUUCCCACGCGUGCUGGCCCGGGCACAGGGUCUGUUCUGCACGUAUUGGAAUAUGUUCUAACUUGUGCCCUGCUGUCCCCGCAUGCACGGAGGCACCGGGCUCUUCUCGGUCUCUCUGCUGCGUUCGGAAAGCAGUCUCUUCUCAGGCCAAGGUGCCAGAUGUGGCAGUGGCUGGCAGUGCCCUCAGCCUGCCACGUGUCCAGCCCAGCACCUCCCACUCAGGCCACCUGCUUUGGGGCAGAGGCUCCUUGUGCCUGCAGCAUCUAGACUCCGAGGACUGUGCCGACGCAGGCAUGCAGCGCUGACGGCCCAGUCACCAGGACCCACAGACCUGCAGGCGUCCCCUCCUGGAGGGGAAGCCAGGGACAGCAGAAUCGUCCAAGCAACAACUCUGUGAACUUUUCGGGAACUGGAAUUGUUUAACUUGAACCCAGGAGCGUUUAAAGCUUUAUUUAUUUAUAGCUUCUUAAAAAAAAUGUGUUGAGAAGAAAAUUUUUUGGUUAUUCAUACAAAACAAGUUGAUGAUGGAAAAGCAAGUCAUAAUCAUCUAAUUGUUUUUGUCUAGGUUGAGAAUGAAUGUUAGCGGAUGAAAUAAACCCUGAACAGGAG
Molecule: messenger RNA, 3707 nt
Organism: Microcebus murinus (gray mouse lemur)
Lineage: Eukaryota; Metazoa; Chordata; Mammalia; Primates; Cheirogaleidae
Gene: HS6ST1
Product: heparan sulfate 6-O-sulfotransferase 1
Cellular component (GO): membrane
Molecular function (GO): heparan sulfate 6-sulfotransferase activity
Source: RefSeq, a predicted model, not a curated record